AGCUCCGGAGUAUAUAUGAAAACGCCUCGUCGUGUCUCGGAGAAAUGCGAACUGUUAUGUCUGACUUUCGGGCGUGAAGCGAUAACUAUGGGGGACAGUUACCAGCACCCCGUUUAUUUCCGGUGCCGGACGCUUCUUGUGGAAAAGAACAGAAAGAAAACUGAGAGCUACUUCCGUGUUCACAGACGGUCCGGCGGGGGAGACUGCGGUCCAUUGACAACAGUGGCUGACAACGUCUACAGCAUCGCGUUCAGAAAUCAGAAAGAUCAACAGGAAGUGUUGAGGAGAUCUAAGCAUGUCGUUGAGCUCACUGACGGUCGCCUGGUGUUGAGUGUCAGGGGCGACCUGUCACAUGACUCCACCGCUGCAGCGCCAGCAGAGAACCAGCAGUCCAUUCCUGAGAUAACUGCCCCACUGAGUGGUAAAGGAGUUGAAGAACAACCAGAAGAACACAAACUUCCUGCGCUGAAGGACUCCCCUGAUGCUGAGGAACUGCUCACCUCUGGUUUUUACUCUGCUGAGCAUUACCAAAAGGAGGAAGAGACUUUAGUGAGAAGAUUAUCUCAAACUGACGCUGUGGGUGAACUUAGUUACUGGAAAGGAGAGGAAGACCAACAGUGUGGUGGUACUCCAGACCAGUCUCAUAAAGAUCUGCAUGAGGCUGCAGCACAGCACUACAAAGAUGAAGUCAGCACAGCGAGGACAGCAGUUGUGGCAGGUACUCUGGUGAAAACAGAGAUGUUAGAUAUAGAGGAUAAGCCAUGUUUAGUUGAGAGUUUGGGAACUUUGCAUUUGGCUGAAAAAACUGCGUUAGCCACUUACAACCUUACUGAUGAUCUUCAGUUGAUGGUGUAUCAGGGAGACAUCACCACGUUUGGGGCUGAUGCCCUGGUGAGCUCUUCCAAUGAGGAUCUGAAUCAUUGUGAAGGCAUUGCUGCUGCUCUGACUCAGGCUGGUGGUCCUGACGUACAGCUUGCAAUUGAUUCUUUAAGGAAACGUAAAGGACAAAUCCCUACGGGUGAAGUUGUAGUGACCAUUGGGGGUAAUUUACCUUGCAGAAGACUGCUGCAUGCUGUUGGACCUGUGGCUGGAAAAGCAGCUGAUAAGGAGAGGGUGUUACUGGAAAGAACUGUUCGGCGUGCUCUGAGUUUGGCGGACUUGAUGAAAUUUAAGUCCAUCGCCAUGCCGUGUAUUGGCUCAGGAGUGUUUGGCAUUCCUGUCGCAGUUUGCUCUGACGCCACUGUGUGUGCUGUCAAGGAUUUCUGUAGUGAGGAUGGAAAGAGUCUUAAGACAAUUUCACUGAUAGAUGACAGAGGAGAGGUGGUGAGGGCCAUGCUAGAAGCAUGUGAUAGGCAUCUUCUGGAGCAAAGUGCUGCCCACCCUACAGAACACAAAGAUUCACUUGAAAGGGAGUUUGAGUCUGAUGGACGAAAUGUAGCCACAGCUGCAGCUCCCAAAGGUCCUGUCCAGGUUGAGAUUGUUCAGGGGACCAUUGAAAGCCAGCAGACAGAUGCAGUGGUAUCUCCCAUGGUCUUCAACGAUCCUCUGUCUACUCGUGUUGGAAACAUUCUCAGUAAAGCAAUUGGUCGUCAUGUGACUCAAAGGGUUAAACAGAAGUCAGAAGAUAAAAUGGGGCCUGGUGACGUCAUACUAGAGGAAAAUUUGACUGGAGUUCCUUUUGGUGCCGUGUUCUUCCUCAGCCUUGUUCAGUGGGAUGCAGAAGACGAUGGAAUCGCGGUUCAGGUUCUCCGACUGGGCAUCAACCAAAUUCUGACUUCCUGUGAGAGCAAAGGGUUGGGCUCUGUAGCCCUACCUGCACUUGGGGCUGGCAUUGCUUUGUGUUUUCCAGUCACUCUGGUAGCCAGGGUUUUACUGGAGGAGAUCUCUAAAUUUGAACAGGAGAGAACCACCAGCGCACCAGUUCGAGUUCUCCUUGUUCUACCAGAUGAAGAGGCUGUAGAGGUCUUCAAAUCUGUCCAAGAAGAUAUAAAGUACAACAGAUGUGCUGAAAAUGAUCUGGAGAGUGAUCGACAUCAGGACUCCAGUCCAACGAGGAUCGUUCUGCUGGGGAAAACUGGAGCUGGGAAAAGCCACCUGGCUAACACCAUUCUGGGGGAGGAAGUUUUUACUUUAUGCCACUCUCCUAACUCAGGCACACAUACAUGUCAAUCAGAGACCAGAACAGUCAGUGGGAGGUGCCUCAAUUUGAUCGACACGCCUGGUUUCUUCGACACCGACAAGUCGAAAGAAGAGUUGAAGCCAGAGAUAAUGCGUUGCCUCACGGAGUGUGCACCUGGACCGCACAUCUUUCUCAUUUUACUUAGAGUUGGCAGAUUCACAAAGCAAGAGCAGCAGGUUAUCAAAGAAAUAUGCGAUCAUUUCUCAGAGGAUGCUCUGAAAUAUGCUGUAAUCGUGUUCACUCACGGCGAGCAGCUCCAAGAAGGGAUGAAAAUCGAAGAGUUUGUCAGUCAGAAUGAGGAUCUGAGUAAUCUGGUGAAGAAGUGCGAAGGUCGGUGCCAUGUCUUUGAUAAUAAACACUGGAACGGAGACAGGCAAGAUGAUUACAGGAACAACCAGGUCCAGUUAGAGGCAUUCCUUCAGACAGUAGACAAGAUGAUGGUGGAAAAAAACGGAUCCUACUACACCAAUGCCGUUCUGAGACACGUAGAAGAAAGGAUCCAGAAGCAAGAGCAGCAGAUUAGAGAUCUGGCAGUGUACUUACCCCCACAGGAGAUCAGGAAGCAGGCUAAAACUUUUGUGUCUAAUGAAUUUCUGAUCAAGUUAGCGGGUACUGCCACCGGUGCUUUGUUGGGGGCAUUUUUUGGAGUGGCAGCAUUAUUGGAAGUUGUAAUGAAAGUUGUGAAAAAUCCCACUGAAGUGAUGAAGCGCGUGAAAAAUCUAACAACGAUGGCACCUGCAGUGGCUGCAGCGGGAAGUGAGGUGGCAGUCGUGGCCACCGGAGUGGUGGCAGGCGUCGCCACAGUAACUGCAGCUGUCGCAGGAGGAGCACGAGGCGGUGUUAUUGGUCAGGAAGCAUCUAAGGGAGCGAAAACUCCGAUGGAGGCAAUUGAGAAGAGUUAUGAGGCUGUUAUGAAAGAAAGAAGUACAUUUAGGAUGCUUCCACAAAAUUAAAGGUGCGUUCCCACCAGCUCUUGUUUAAUCCGACUGUAGUUUAUUUAUCUAGAGCAAGUUUAUCCAAAGUCAGUCCUCGAGGGCCGACAUCCUGCUUCUCUCCCUGGUGGUAGUAACAACCUUCUCAGCAGGUCAGUGUUCUCCUCAGGCCUCUAACGAGCCAUCAUUGGAUCCAGAUGUGUUAAACCAGGGAGAGAACUAAAACAUGCAGGGUGCCGGCCCUCCAGGACCGACUUUGGACACCCCUGAUCCAGAGAGUCUGGUCUGUUUGGGGAGGUGUGAAUGCACAACUGAACUCUGAGGGCCAAAAAAACUCAGUUUGAAAACAAACUCUAAGGUGUGAAAACAACCUAACAUUUGGCAUUGGCAAUCGUAAAUCUUGAAGUUUUGAGUAAUGUUUUUAUUCUUUGCAUUUAUCUUAAACAUUCAGGGUUUUUUGUGCUAUUUCUUGCCCUGUUGAGGCGUUUUGAGUGACUUCUAACCAUGGAAAUUACAGCAUCAAUGUGUAGCUGGCAGGUCUGCAGAAAUGAUCAUGUUAGACCCAGAACAGCAAAGGAAUGUUUCAUAUGAGCUACAUAGCAUCUCGUGGAACCAGAGCUGAUAAGAGAUAACACUAUAUCUUUAGUACAAACACUUGGUUUGUGCUGCUGCAUUUAACAAACUGCCUUUUAUAGGAAUUUAUACUCUUAGCCUGUAUUGGCGAGGUUUCAGCACUAGAGGGCAUCCUCAGUUUUUUUACUUUUUUUAAAUUCCUGCUUUUGUAAUGGUACUUUAUAAAUCCUACAACUGCUUUUUCUAAAUACUCUUCAUUCUAAUUGUUGAUGCACUUUUGGUGAUAGUAUUCCUUGUUUUAACUGGACAUUCUUUUAAAGACGGACAGGGUUUAUUGUCACUGUUACCUUGUUUGAAGAUUUGCAUGUUAUUUCAUUUCUUUGUAAAAAUGACACUUGGUGUGAGUUCUCGCCUAAUUUAUUAGUGGGUCAUUCAAUCUGUUGACUUGGUGUUUUGCACAUUUAUUCUAUGUUUGUUGACUUUGACGACAUAACCUACAGUACAUACUGUACCUUUUAAUGUAUUUGAAUAAAGUUUCUAAAAAAUCAAAGCAUA
Messenger RNA from Xiphophorus hellerii (green swordtail), 4239 nucleotides. RefSeq lists its product as uncharacterized. NCBI's taxonomy places the organism in Eukaryota, Metazoa, Chordata, Actinopteri, Cyprinodontiformes, Poeciliidae. The transcript is spliced from 7 exons. Gene Ontology annotation, molecular function: GTP binding. Bases 16 to 3132 code for a protein of 1038 amino acids. The record is from RefSeq and is a predicted model, not a curated record.